AUGUCAAGGGCACCCGAGAAAAAGGUAUCCAAACCAGUGGCCACAUCUGGGGUCAAAGUGCACCGGUACUUUCCCGGAAAGGCACCCGAAGGCCAUAUGGACGAAUUUUCCGAAUCCGAAUCGGAAUCCGAAGCAGAGACAGAAGCAAAAACAGAGCACACUGUGCAAUUGGCCGCCGGCACUUCAUUCAGGGCAAGCGCCAGGCUCACAGCAGCGACAGAAGUGCUAUCGGCGCCGAUGCGCAUCGGGGGUGGGAUUGGGAAUGCGCAACAGGGAAACGAGGGGUUUUCAGAUUCAGACGCCGAAUCUGACGGCGAGACCAAGCAGUUGAUGCAAGCGCGGCUUCUUGCAAGGCAGCGCGCCAACGAAGAGGCAAGCAGCGAUAGUGGCAGCGACAGCGACUCUGGAAGCGACAUGGCGCGUGCCCGGUUGCGAGCCUCGAUGCAGAUUCGUAAGCCCGAGGGUAUCGGUGCUCGUGCGGGCGCCACUGAGUCACCGGGCAGCGGCAGCAGCUCUGGCAAUAGCAGCGGCAGUAGCAGCAGCGAAGAGUCGGGCAGCAGCAGUGAGGAUGGUGGAUAUGCAGUGCGGCCAAUGCUCAAGCCGAUGUUUGUGCCCAAGUCGCAGCGACAGACACAGCAGAACCCACAGAACCCACAGCAGGCGCAGCAGUCCUCCAGGGCAGCAGCAAUGCUCGAAGACGAAAAUGGCGAGGCCAGAGACUUGGGGGCCGAGGCGUCAGCGCAGAUGAAGGAGGCGCGGCGCGAAGAGUCCGUGCGCAUGGCAGCCGAAGAGGCACGGCGCGCGCGCGAGCAGCCCGAGAUCGACAACGACGAGCAUGCGAAUCUGGUGGACGACACAGACGAUGUUGAUCCGGAGGCUGAAUUCGAAGCGUGGAAGCUGCGCGAGCUGCUGCGGAUUAAGCGCGACAAGGAGGAAGGCGAGGUUGUUGAUCUGGAGGAGCAGGAGCGCGAGCGGCGGCGCAACAUGUCCGAGGCAGAAAAGUACGCCGAGGAUAUUGAGGUUGUGCGGAAGCAGCGCGAGGAGAAAAUCGAGCGCGCGAGGGAGCUCCGCAUGGAGUACCUUGAGGAGCAGAAUGCCAUGCGGCUGGACGUUGCGCAGAACGACACGGAGGUCAAUGCUAUUAUGAGCCAGCAGAUGUUUGAGUAUGCGAUGAUCAACGCGGAGGGCCGCAGGUCCCACACAAAGUGGAAGGGGCACAGUAAGGAGGACACGUCGCGUGCAGAGCCGUCGCUGUGGGAGGAGAGUAGGCGGGCGACGCAGAGAUCGGAUGCUCGGCCAGGCACCAGCUCUGCCAGAAAUCCUCGCAGUGGCGGCAGGGAGCAGCAGCGCCGCUCUGCGGACGACUAG
Molecule: messenger RNA, 1368 nt
Organism: Kickxella alabastrina
Lineage: Eukaryota; Fungi; Kickxellomycota; Kickxellomycetes; Kickxellales; Kickxellaceae
Product: splicing factor, Prp19-binding domain-containing protein
Exons: 1
Coding region: 1-1368 (455 amino acids)
Biological process (GO): mRNA splicing, via spliceosome
Cellular component (GO): U2-type spliceosomal complex
Molecular function (GO): RNA binding
Source: RefSeq, a predicted model, not a curated record